CCCAUCCAGUUAUUUAAACUAGAAAGAGCGUCACUGUCCACGACGAUAUAGUUAUCGCUUCUUUUUUCGUUGUCUUGUCGUUCUCUUAUUGCCAGGCUCCUCUUAGGUUAGAAUCGCCAUGUUGCAAUUCCUAAACCAAUUGCUAGGGCCUUCGGGCUCUAGUAUCGCUUCACUCAUCAUAAAAGGUGUCGGUUAUCUGAUAUUAGUCGGCAUAUUGUUUUUCUUCUACCGCUUAUAUACCGUUCGAAUGUUGUUUCGACGAAUUCAAAAAGAACAUGGAAUUGUGAGUGCUUUUCGUUGCACUCAUCUCCAGUUGAUCCGGGUCACCAUACGGUAGGCGCCAAGCGUGCUGCGAUCCGGCAUUACACCAGACCUACCUGAGCAAUUCCAGCUUAGUUUUAGGACAUACAACUAUCCUUCAAUACUAAUUUCAUACAGCCGAUGAUACCUCAUUCGUUUCUUUUCGGUCAUCUCGUAGCGAUUGCUAAGAUCCAUAUAAAACAUAAAAUCCCGCCGGAUGUCAACGGCCAUUGGAUAUUCCGCCAUCUCGAGUUGGAAUAUCCCGAACUUGUUAGGAAGGGUAUUAUUUACGUUGAUGUCUGGCCAAUCGGAUUCCCAAUGGUGGCCACGUAUCAUCCAGACAUCAUGGCACAGUUUAUCCAAGAAAACAGUCUUCCCAAAUUCUGGGCUUUAUCACAGGUUGAGUUCAAGCCCUUCACCGGAGGUAAGGAUUUGGUGACCAUCGAUGGCAACGAAUGGAAGCAGGCUCGAGCCAUGUUUAAUCCUGGUUUCUCGGCUAGGAAUCUAUUGUCUUUAGUCCCGGAUAUGGUAGAGGAAGUUUUGGUCUUCCAGGGACGAUUAAGACAAGCCGCUACGUCCGGGGAGGUAGUAAAACUGGAAGAUUAUACGACGGACAUAACGAUUGACAUUAUUGGACGUGCUGUACUUGGAACACGUUUAAAGACACAGACCCAGCCAAGUCGGCUAAUGAGUACAAUGAAGUCUCAGUUGAGCCUCAUUUUCCUAGAGCUCGACCUCAAAAAGCUACUUAACCCACUCCGUCCUUUCAGGAAUUGGAUAUACAAUCGCAUUAUCCGAAACGAGCUGGCUCCCUAUAUUAUCAACACGGCCCAAAACUAUGAGAAGAUUGAAGGGGCCAAGACCGUCGUCGCUCUCGCUCUAAAAUCAUACGUAAACGAAACACCAGACUACUCGGAUAGAGGAAAUGUCCCACCCGAAUUCAUCGAGCGAGCUAUAAAUCACAUCAAGAUCUUCAUGUUCGCCGGACAUGACACUACCGCAACCGUCCUCGCACACGCAUAUUACCUACUGAGCCAACAUCCGGACAAGGCGACCAAGUUACGCGCCGAGCAUGACGAAGUAUUGGGGCCUGACCCGUCAGCUGCUGCGGACCUAAUAAGAGCCGACCCGACCUUGCUAAACAUGAUGCCGUAUACGCUCGCUGUUCUCAGAGAAACACUACGUCUGUUUCCACCAGCAGGAGGCAGCGUUCGCCAAUCUCCACCAGGGCAUUUCCUUACACACCCCGAGACAGGAGUCCGCUACCCGACACACGGAUUGAUGAUACACUCUUCCGUAGUAACUUUACUACGCGAUCCAACAUACUGGCCCGACGCGGAUUCCUUUAUCCCGGAGCGAUUUAUGGUGCGCGACGAAAACGACCCGUUGUAUCCUGUAAGAAAUACCUACCGACCAUUCGAGAUGGGACCCAGAAAUUGUAUUGGACAAGAACUCGUCUCGGUAGAAAUUAGAUUGAUUCUCGCCUUAACGGUGCGCGAGUUCGAAGUCGAAGAUGCUUAUCCCCAAGGCGCGCCGUUAUGGAUGGGUACUAAGGCCUACCAAAUAACGAAUCCUGAAGUUGUGGCUACCGCCCAUAUCAAGGACGGUCUUCCUGUUCGUAUUAAAUCCCGGAAACAGGGUAGCUGAGUGUCUCAGUAGGGAUAUUUGGUUGUCAUGGCUGUGAGAAAUGGGACAUAAUACUUACAUACCAAAUGAACGAGAAGUGAUAUCUAUUAAAGUGAUGGGUAUUGUCGACGAAGCCCCAUCGCUAGGCGUUCAUAUAUUCCAAUGUAUCGAGAUCCACCAGGCACAUCGUAAAUGAUAUGUAUAUACCACGAAAUAUAGCCGAUUCCAGCAAAAUAU
Molecule: messenger RNA, 2163 nt
Organism: Hypoxylon trugodes
Lineage: Eukaryota; Fungi; Ascomycota; Sordariomycetes; Xylariales; Hypoxylaceae
Product: cytochrome P450
Exons: 2
Coding region: 442-1947 (501 amino acids)
Molecular function (GO): heme binding; oxidoreductase activity, acting on paired donors, with incorporation or reduction of molecular oxygen; iron ion binding
Source: RefSeq, a predicted model, not a curated record